AUGCCAUCUGUGAUCACCUCCUAUGUUCCAGGCAUGGUUGGUUCUUCUUCUGUUGUCUCCACCUCCACCAUGUACACCACCGACAACAACGGCAGCAGCACCCACAUUGGUGUUGUGAUUGUUGAGACCCCAAUGCCAUCUGUGAUCACCUCCUAUGUUCCAGGCAUGGUUGGCUCUGCUUCUGUUCUAUCCACCUCCACCCUGUACACCACCAACUACAACGGCAGCAGCACCCACAUUGGUGUUGUGAUUGUUGAAACCCCAAUGCCAAGUGUCAUUACUUCCUAUGUUCCAGGCAUGGUUGGUUCUGCUUCUGUGCUAUCCACCUCCACCUUGUACACCACCAACUACAACGGUAGCAGCACCCACAUUGGUGUUGUGAUUGUUGAGACCCCAAUGCCAUCUGUGAUCACCUCCUAUGUUCCAGGCAUGGUUGGUUCUUCUUCUGUUGUCUCCACCUCCACCAUGUACACCACCGACAACAACGGCAGCAGCACCCACAUUGGUGUUGUGAUUGUUGAGACACCAAUGCCAUCUGUGAUCACCUCCUAUGUUCCAGGCAUGGUUGGCUCUGCUUCUGUUCUAUCCACCUCCACCCUAUACACCACCAACUACAAUGGCAGCAGCACCCACAUUGGUGUUGUGAUUGUUGAAACCCCAAUGCCAUCUGUGAUCACCUCCUAUGUUCCAGGCAUGGUUGGUUCUGCUUCUGUUCUAUCCACCUCCACCCUGUACACCACCAACUACAACGGUAGCAGCACCCACAUUGGUGUUGUGAUUGUUGAAACCCCAAUGCCAAGUGUCAUUACUUCCUAUGUUCCAGGCAUGGUUGGUUCUGCUUCUGUGCUAUCCACCUCCACCCUGUACACCACCAACUACAACGGCAGCAGCACUCAUAUUGGUGUUGUGAUUGUUGAAACCCCAAUGCCAAGUGUCAUUACUUCCUAUGUUCCAGGCAUGGUUGGUUCUUCUUCUAUUAAGUCCACCUCCACCAUGUACACCACCAACUACAACGGUAGCAGCACUCAUAUUGGUGUUGUGAUUGUUGAGACCCCAAUGCCAAGUGUCAUUACUUCCUAUGUUCCAGGCAUGGUUGGCUCUGCUUCUGUUCUAUCCACCUCCACCCUGUACACCACCAACUACAACGGCAGCAGCACCCACAUUGGUGUUGUGAUUGUUGAAACCCCAAUGCCAAGUGUCAUUACUUCCUAUGUUCCAGGCAUGGUUGGCUCUGCUUCUGUUCUAUCCACCUCCACCCUGUACACCACCAACUACAACGGCAGCAGCACUCACAUUGGUGUUGUGAUUGUUGAGACCCCAAUGCCAAGUGUCAUUACUUCCUAUGUUCCAGGCAUGGUUGGUUCUGCUUCUGUGUUAUCCACCUCCACCCUGUACACCACCAACUACAACGGCAGCAGCACCCACAUUGGUGUUGUGAUUGUUGAGACACCAAUGCCAUCUGUGAUCACCUCCUAUGUUCCAGGCAUGGUUGGUUCUGCUUCUAUUAAGUCCACCUCCACCAUGUACACCACCAACUACAACGGUAGCAGCACUCAUAUUGGUGUUGUGAUUGUUGAAACCCCAAUGCCAAGUGUCAUUACUUCCUAUGUUCCAGGCAUGGUUGGCUCUGCUUCUGUUCUAUCCACCUCCACCCUGUACACCACCAACUACAACGGCAGCAGCACUCACAUUGGUGUUGUGAUUGUUGAGACCCCAAUGCCAAGUGUCAUUACUUCCUAUGUUCCAGGCAUGGUUGGUUCUGCUUCUGUUCUAUCCACCUCCACCCUGUACACCACCAACUACAACGGCAGCAGCACCCACAUUGGUGUUGUGAUUGUUGAGACCCCAAUGCCAUCUGUGAUCACCUCCUAUGUUCCAGGCAUGGUUGGUUCUGCUUCUGUUCUAUCCACCUCCACCCUGUACACCACCAACUACAACGGCAGCAGCACCCACAUUGGUGUUGUGAUUGUUGAGACCCCAAUGCCAAGUGUCAUUACUUCCUAUGUUCCAGGUAUGGUUGGUUCUUCUUCUGUUCUAUCCACCUCCACCCUGUACACCACCAACUACAACGGCAGCAGCACUCAUAUUGGUGUUGUGAUUGUUGAGACCCCAAUGCCAAGUGUCAUUACUUCCUAUGUUCCAGGCAUGGUUGGUUCUGCUUCUGUGUUAUCCACCUCCACCCUGUACACCACCAACUACAACAGCAGCAGCACUCAUAUUGGUGUUGUGAUUGUUGAAACCCCAAUGCCAAGUGUCAUUACUUCCUAUGUUCCAGGCAUGGUUGGUUCUUCUUCUAUUAAGUCCACCUCCACCAUGUACACCACCAACUACAACGGUAGCAGCACUCAUAUUGGUGUUGUGAUUGUUGAGACCCCAAUGCCAAGUGUCAUUACUUCCUAUGUUCCAGGCAUGGUUGGCUCUGCUUCUGUUCUAUCCACCUCCACCCUGUACACCACCAACUACAACGGCAGCAGCACUCACAUUGGUGUUGUGAUUGUUGAGACCCCAAUGCCAAGUGUCAUUACUUCCUAUGUUCCAGGCAUGGUUGGUUCUUCUUCUAUUAAGUCCACCUCCACCAUGUACACCACCAACUACAACGGUAGCAGCACCCACAUUGGUGUUGUGAUUGUUGAGACCCCAAUGCCAAGUGUCAUUACUUCCUAUGUUCCAGGUAUGGUUGGUUCUUCUUCUGUUCUAUCCACCUCCACCCUGUACACCACCAACUACAACGGCAGCAGCACCCACAUUGGUGUUGUGAUUGUUGAGACCCCAAUGCCAUCUGUGAUCACCUCCUAUGUUCCAGGCAUGGUUGGCUCUGCUUCUGUGUUAUCCACCUCCACCCUGUACACCACCAACUACAACGGCAGCAGCACCCACAUUGGUGUUGUGAUUGUUGAGACACCAAUGCCAUCUGUGAUCACCUCCUAUGUUCCAGGCAUGGUUGGCUCUGCUUCUGUGCUAUCCACCUCCACCCUGUACACCACCAACUACAACGGCAGCAGCACCCACAUUGGUGUUGUGAUUGUUGAGACCCCAAUGCCAUCUGUGAUCACCUCCUAUGUUCCAGGCAUGGUUGGCUCUGCUUCUGUUCUAUCCACCUCCACCCUAUACACCACCAACUACAACGGCAGCAGCACCCACAUUGGUGUUGUGAUUGUUGAAACCCCAAUGCCAAGUGUCAUUACUUCCUAUGUUCCAGGUAUGGUUGGUUCUUCUUCUGUUGUCUCCACCUCCACCUUGUACACCACCAACUACAACGGUAGCAGCACCCACAUUGGUGUUGUGAUUGUUGAGACCCCAAUGCCAAGUGUCAUUACUUCCUAUGUUCCAGGCAUGGUUGGUUCUGCUUCUGUGUUAUCCACCUCCACCCUGUACACCACCAACUACAACGGCAGCAGCACUCAUAUUGGUGUUGUGAUUGUUGAAACCCCAAUGCCAAGUGUCAUUACUUCCUAUGUUCCAGGCAUGGUUGGUUCUUCUUCUAUUAAGUCCACCUCCACCUUGUACACCACCAACUACAACGGCAGCAGCACUCAUAUUGGUGUUGUGAUUGUUGAGACCCCAAUGCCAAGUGUCAUUACUUCCUAUGUUCCAGGCAUGGUUGGUUCUGCUUCUGUGCUAUCCACCUCCACCCUGUACACCACCAACUACAACGGCAGCAGCACUCACAUCGGUGUUGUGAUUGUUGAGACCCCAAUGCCAAGUGUCAUUACUUCCUAUGUUCCAGGCAUGGUUGGUUCUGCUUCUGUGCUAUCCACCUCCACCCUGUACACCACCAACUACAACGGCAGCAGCACUCACAUCGGUGUUGUGAUUGUUGAGACCCCAAUGCCAAGUGUCAUUACUUCCUAUGUUCCAGGCAUGGUUGGUUCUGCUUCUGUGCUAUCCACCUCCACCCUGUACACCACCAACUACAACGGCAGCAGCACUCAUAUUGGUGUUGUGAUUGUUGAAACCCCAAUGCCAAGUGUCAUUACUUCCUAUGUUCCAGGCAUGGUUGGUUCUGCUUCUGUGCUAUCCACCUCCACCCUGUACACCACCAACUACAACGGCAGCAGCACUCACAUCGGUGUUGUGAUUGUUGAGACCCCAAUGCCAAGUGUCAUUACUUCCUAUGUUCCAGGCAUGGUUGGUUCUGCUUCUGUGCUAUCCACCUCCACCCUGUACACCACCAACUACAACGGCAGCAGCACUCACAUUGGUGUUGUGAUUGUUGAAACCCCAAUGCCAAGUGUCAUUACUUCCUAUGUUCCAGGCAUGGUUGGUUCUGCUUCUGUUCUAUCCACCUCCACCCUGUACACCACCAACUACAACGGUAGCAGCACCCACAUUGGUGUUGUGAUUGUUGAAACCCCAAUGCCAAGUGUCAUUACUUCCUAUGUUCCAGGUAUGGUUGGUUCUUCUUCUGUUGUCUCCACCUCCACCUUGUACACCACCAACUACAACGGUAGCAGCACCCACAUUGGUGUUGUGAUUGUUGAGACCCCAAUGCCAUCUGUGAUCACCUCCUAUGUUCCAGGCAUGGUUGGUUCUUCUUCUGUUGUCUCCACCUCCACCAUGUACACCACCGACAACAACGGCAGCAGCACCCACAUUGGUGUUGUGAUUGUUGAGACACCAAUGCCAUCUGUGAUCACCUCCUAUGUUCCAGGCAUGGUUGGCUCUGCUUCUGUUCUAUCCACCUCCACCCUAUACACCACCAACUACAAUGGCAGCAGCACCCACAUUGGUGUUGUGAUUGUUGAAACCCCAAUGCCAAGUGUCAUUACUUCCUAUGUUCCAGGCAUGGUUGGUUCUGCUUCUGUGCUAUCCACCUCCACCUUGUACACCACCAACUACAACGGUAGCAGCACCCACAUUGGUGUUGUGAUUGUUGAGACCCCAAUGCCAUCUGUGAUCACCUCCUAUGUUCCAGGCAUGGUUGGUUCUUCUUCUGUUGUCUCCACCUCCACCAUGUACACCACCGACAACAACGGCAGCAGCACCCACAUUGGUGUUGUGAUUGUUGAGACACCAAUGCCAUCUGUGAUCACCUCCUAUGUUCCAGGCAUGGUUGGCUCUGCUUCUGUUCUAUCCACCUCCACCCUAUACACCACCAACUACAAUGGCAGCAGCACCCACAUUGGUGUUGUGAUUGUUGAAACCCCAAUGCCAUCUGUGAUCACCUCCUAUGUUCCAGGCAUGGUUGGUUCUGCUUCUGUUCUAUCCACCUCCACCCUGUACACCACCAACUACAACGGUAGCAGCACCCACAUUGGUGUUGUGAUUGUUGAAACCCCAAUGCCAAGUGUCAUUACUUCCUAUGUUCCAGGCAUGGUUGGUUCUGCUUCUGUGCUAUCCACCUCCACCCUGUACACCACCAACUACAACGGCAGCAGCACUCAUAUUGGUGUUGUGAUUGUUGAAACCCCAAUGCCAAGUGUCAUUACUUCCUAUGUUCCAGGCAUGGUUGGUUCUUCUUCUAUUAAGUCCACCUCCACCAUGUACACCACCAACUACAACGGUAGCAGCACUCAUAUUGGUGUUGUGAUUGUUGAGACCCCAAUGCCAAGUGUCAUUACUUCCUAUGUUCCAGGCAUGGUUGGCUCUGCUUCUGUUCUAUCCACCUCCACCCUGUACACCACCAACUACAACGGCAGCAGCACCCACAUUGGUGUUGUGAUUGUUGAAACCCCAAUGCCAAGUGUCAUUACUUCCUAUGUUCCAGGCAUGGUUGGCUCUGCUUCUGUUCUAUCCACCUCCACCCUGUACACCACCAACUACAACGGCAGCAGCACUCACAUUGGUGUUGUGAUUGUUGAGACCCCAAUGCCAAGUGUCAUUACUUCCUAUGUUCCAGGCAUGGUUGGUUCUGCUUCUGUGUUAUCCACCUCCACCCUGUACACCACCAACUACAACGGCAGCAGCACUCACAUUGGUGUUGUGAUUGUUGAGACCCCAAUGCCAUCUGUGAUCACCUCCUAUGUUCCAGGCAUGGUUGGUUCUGCUUCUAUUAAGUCCACCUCCACCAUGUACACCACCAACUACAACGGUAGCAGCACUCAUAUUGGUGUUGUGAUUGUUGAAACCCCAAUGCCAAGUGUCAUUACUUCCUAUGUUCCAGGCAUGGUUGGCUCUGCUUCUGUUCUAUCCACCUCCACCCUGUACACCACCAACUACAACGGCAGCAGCACCCACAUUGGUGUUGUGAUUGUUGAAACCCCAAUGCCAAGUGUCAUUACUUCCUAUGUUCCAGGCAUGGUUGGUUCUGCUUCUGUGCUAUCCACCUCCACCUUGUACACCACCAACUACAACGGUAGCAGCACCCACAUUGGUGUUGUGAUUGUUGAGACCCCAAUGCCAUCUGUGAUCACCUCCUAUGUUCCAGGCAUGGUUGGUUCUUCUUCUGUUGUCUCCACCUCCACCAUGUACACCACCGACAACAACGGCAGCAGCACCCACAUUGGUGUUGUGAUUGUUGAGACACCAAUGCCAUCUGUGAUCACCUCCUAUGUUCCAGGCAUGGUUGGCUCUGCUUCUGUUCUAUCCACCUCCACCCUAUACACCACCAACUACAAUGGCAGCAGCACCCACAUUGGUGUUGUGAUUGUUGAAACCCCAAUGCCAUCUGUGAUCACCUCCUAUGUUCCAGGCAUGGUUGGUUCUGCUUCUGUUCUAUCCACCUCCACCCUGUACACCACCAACUACAACGGUAGCAGCACCCACAUUGGUGUUGUGAUUGUUGAAACCCCAAUGCCAAGUGUCAUUACUUCCUAUGUUCCAGGCAUGGUUGGUUCUGCUUCUGUGCUAUCCACCUCCACCCUGUACACCACCAACUACAACGGCAGCAGCACUCAUAUUGGUGUUGUGAUUGUUGAAACCCCAAUGCCAAGUGUCAUUACUUCCUAUGUUCCAGGCAUGGUUGGUUCUUCUUCUAUUAAGUCCACCUCCACCAUGUACACCACCAACUACAACGGUAGCAGCACUCAUAUUGGUGUUGUGAUUGUUGAGACCCCAAUGCCAAGUGUCAUUACUUCCUAUGUUCCAGGCAUGGUUGGCUCUGCUUCUGUUCUAUCCACCUCCACCCUGUACACCACCAACUACAACGGCAGCAGCACCCACAUUGGUGUUGUGAUUGUUGAAACCCCAAUGCCAAGUGUCAUUACUUCCUAUGUUCCAGGCAUGGUUGGCUCUGCUUCUGUUCUAUCCACCUCCACCCUGUACACCACCAACUACAACGGCAGCAGCACUCACAUUGGUGUUGUGAUUGUUGAGACCCCAAUGCCAAGUGUCAUUACUUCCUAUGUUCCAGGCAUGGUUGGUUCUGCUUCUGUGUUAUCCACCUCCACCCUGUACACCACCAACUACAACGGCAGCAGCACCCACAUUGGUGUUGUGAUUGUUGAGACACCAAUGCCAUCUGUGAUCACCUCCUAUGUUCCAGGCAUGGUUGGUUCUGCUUCUAUUAAGUCCACCUCCACCAUGUACACCACCAACUACAACGGUAGCAGCACUCAUAUUGGUGUUGUGAUUGUUGAAACCCCAAUGCCAAGUGUCAUUACUUCCUAUGUUCCAGGCAUGGUUGGCUCUGCUUCUGUUCUAUCCACCUCCACCCUGUACACCACCAACUACAAUGGCAGCAGCACUCACAUUGGUGUUGUGAUUGUUGAGACCCCAAUGCCAAGUGUCAUUACUUCCUAUGUUCCAGGCAUGGUUGGUUCUGCUUCUGUGUUAUCCACCUCCACCCUGUACACCACCAACUACAACGGCAGCAGCACUCAUAUUGGUGUUGUGAUUGUUGAGACCCCAAUGCCAAGUGUCAUUACUUCCUAUGUUCCAGGCAUGGUUGGUUCUGCUUCUGUGUUAUCCACCUCCACCCUGUACACCACCAACUACAACGGCAGCAGCACUCAUAUUGGUGUUGUGAUUGUUGAAACCCCAAUGCCAAGUGUCAUUACUUCCUAUGUUCCAGGCAUGGUUGGCUCUGCUUCUGUUCUAUCCACCUCCACCCUGUACACCACCAACUACAACGGCAGCAGCACUCAUAUUGGUGUUGUGAUUGUUGAGACCCCAAUGCCAAGUGUCAUUACUUCCUAUGUUCCAGGCAUGGUUGGUUCUGCUUCUGUGUUAUCCACCUCCACCCUGUACACCACCAACUACAACAGCAGCAGCACUCAUAUUGGUGUUGUGAUUGUUGAAACCCCAAUGCCAAGUGUCAUUACUUCCUAUGUUCCAGGCAUGGUUGGUUCUUCUUCUAUUAAGUCCACCUCCACCAUGUACACCACCAACUACAACGGUAGCAGCACUCAUAUUGGUGUUGUGAUUGUUGAGACCCCAAUGCCAAGUGUCAUUACUUCCUAUGUUCCAGGCAUGGUUGGCUCUGCUUCUGUUCUAUCCACCUCCACCCUGUACACCACCAACUACAACGGCAGCAGCACUCACAUUGGUGUUGUGAUUGUUGAGACCCCAAUGCCAAGUGUCAUUACUUCCUAUGUUCCAGGCAUGGUUGGUUCUUCUUCUAUUAAGUCCACCUCCACCAUGUACACCACCAACUACAACGGUAGCAGCACUCAUAUUGGUGUUGUGAUUGUUGAGACCCCAAUGCCAAGUGUCAUUACUUCCUAUGUUCCAGGCAUGGUUGGCUCUGCUUCUGUUCUAUCCACCUCCACCCUGUACACCACCAACUACAACGGCAGCAGCACCCACAUUGGUGUUGUGAUUGUUGAGACCCCAAUGCCAAGUGUCAUUACUUCCUAUGUUCCAGGCAUGGUUGGUUCUUCUUCUGUUCUAUCCACCUCCACCCUGUACACCACCAACUACAACGGCAGCAGCACCCACAUUGGUGUUGUGAUUGUUGAGACCCCAAUGCCAUCUGUGAUCACCUCCUAUGUUCCAGGCAUGGUUGGCUCUGCUUCUGUGUCUAUCCACCUCCACCCUGUACACCACCAACUACAACGGCAGCAGCACCCACAUUGGUGUUGUGAUUGUUGA
Arxiozyma heterogenica is the source of this 8970-nucleotide messenger RNA. RefSeq lists its product as uncharacterized. NCBI's taxonomy places the organism in Eukaryota, Fungi, Ascomycota, Saccharomycetes, Saccharomycetales, Saccharomycetaceae. The transcript has a single exon. The coding region runs from base 1 to 8970 and encodes 2989 amino acids. The record is from RefSeq and is a predicted model, not a curated record.